Cornus florida is the source of this 1976-nucleotide messenger RNA. Its product is annotated as trigger factor-like protein TIG, Chloroplastic. The transcript is spliced from 13 exons. NCBI's taxonomy places the organism in Eukaryota, Viridiplantae, Streptophyta, Magnoliopsida, Cornales, Cornaceae. The record is from RefSeq and is a predicted model, not a curated record. The coding region runs from base 49 to 1674 and encodes 541 amino acids. Gene Ontology annotation, molecular function: ribosome binding; peptidyl-prolyl cis-trans isomerase activity; protein folding chaperone. Gene Ontology annotation, biological process: protein unfolding; protein transport; 'de novo' cotranslational protein folding.
UGACCUCGUCUAUCUUCAGUAGCUUGUUGCUCUAUACUCAGACCACAAAUGGAGCUCUGUAGUUCUCCGACAACUCCGACGUUCCUCCAAUUCAAACCCUCUCUUCUCUCUCCUACCUCAUCUCUUUCUCUCUCUAGCUCUCUUCUUCAACCCACCAACAACAACAGACUCUUCAAUUCUCAAAAACUAUCAUCCUCUUCCCGCCAUUUCUCUCUCACCCAACCCCCUUCUCCAAUCAUUUCGACCCGCUUCGUCGUUUCGGCAUCAACGGCUGCUCUCGAUGAUGUGAAGAAAGACCCACUUCCGGCUGAGAUCAAGGUCACAGAAACCCAAGAACCCAAUUCCAGAGUUAGGUUGAGUGUAGAAGUUCCUCCUGUUGUCUGUGAGGAUUGUUAUAGAAGGGUGAUGAAGGAGUUCUUGAAGCAGGCAAAGGUCCCUGGAUUCCGCCCGGGAAAGAAUAUUCCAGACAAUAUUCUGAUUACUUACGUAGGGAAGCAAAAUGUCCAAAAGGCUACAAUUGAAUCUAUUUUGAAAAGAACCCUUCCACAUGCUAUGUCUUUGGUGACUGGAAGGGCAUUGAAAGACUCUAUUCGCAUUGUAACCAAAUUUUCUGACAUGGAAAAGACCUAUUCUUCUCUCAACUUCCUGAGAUAUGAUGUCAUUGUUGAUGUGGCUCCUGAAGUCAAGUGGAAUCCUGAGAAUGGAUACAAGAAUUUGAAAAUUGCUGUUGAGAUAGACAGUGACAUAGACGCUCAUGUAGCUUCUGAACAAGAAUUACGACGUCGCCACAAAUCCCUAGGAUUGCUGAGAAUUGUAACUGACAGAGGCAUGCAGAUCGGUGAUGUUGUGGUCCUUGAUAUAUCAGCGACAACAAUUGAUCAAGAUGAAUCAAAUGUUCAAAAAAUUCCAUCUGCAGAGAGUAAAGGUUUUCAGUUUGAUACAGAAGAUGGAGAUAAGGUCCUUCCAGGUUUCCUGGAUUCAAUAAAUGGAAUUCAACGAGGUGAAACAAAGUCCUUUCCACUCAAAUUUCCUGAAUCAUGGAAACAAGAAAAUCUCCAUGGUGUUCAUGCUCAAUUUACAGUUGAAUGUAAAGAACUAUUCUAUAGAGAUCUACCAGAGUUGAAUGACUCCAUUGCUGAUAAGCUUCUUCCAGGAUGCACCACCCUUACGCAGGUCAAAGAAUCCUUGCUGCAAAGAUGCUUAGAAAUAGAGCAAACAGCUAAAGAACAAGCAACAGAUAAUGCCAUUUUAGACCAGCUUCGCAAGAUGAUUGAUGUCAACAUACCUCGAUCCUUGUUUGAGGAACAAGGCAGGCAGCUAUAUGGAUCCAGACUUUUGCAAAUGCAGGCAAACAUGAAACUAAACGAACAGCAGUUAGCAUCUCUAUCAAGUCCAAAGGCCGUAAAUGAUUUCCUGGAAAACCAAAAGGAGAAUAUAACGAAUGUGAUAAAGCAGAAUCUUGCCAUUGGGGAUAUAUUUAAACGUGAAAAUUUGCAGUUUUCAACAGAGGAUUUGGUCAAGGAGGUUGAGAACUCCAUCACUGAAUUCAAACGUCAUAAACAAGAAUAUGACGAGGAACGUGUGAAAGAACAGGUUCAGGAGAUACUAGAGGGAGCCAAAGUGCUGGAGUGGUUGAGAGAACAUGCUGAGAUUCAAUACACAACCAGCAGGUGAGGAUGAGAAUCAGAAUUCAGCAUGUCUCUGAAUGAUGGAAAUCGGAAUGUAUCUGGCGGACUCUCUUGCCUCUCGGUGGUUCUUUUCUCGUGCCGGAACAUGUCAUUGAAUGGUUUCCAGUUCUUCCUGUAAAGGUUGUGGUUGAGCAGCCUGAGCUGUUAUUAGAGAUCACAUGACUUUUUAGUUUUGCAAUAAACAUAAUGAAAUCCACUGUCUUUUUUUUUUUUUCUUUUUUUCCCUAAAUGAAAUCCAUUGUUUUCCAUUUUAAAUGUUCGGGAAAAUGAAUUGUAGUGUUGCUUUCA